Messenger RNA from Zymoseptoria tritici IPO323, 381 nucleotides. RefSeq lists its product as uncharacterized. The annotation marks the transcript as partial. The transcript has a single exon. Lineage: Eukaryota; Fungi; Ascomycota; Dothideomycetes; Mycosphaerellales; Mycosphaerellaceae. The record is from RefSeq and is a predicted model, not a curated record.
CAACUCGCCGGAGUGGGUCAAGGUUGUAAUUCCGUCUUCACCGAGUUCGACAAUGGCCUCGGAUACGGAAUCGAGGACGCCGAAGAGAACACCGCAAAGCUCAUCAGCGGCAAGGGCGGUUCGGGUGGUUCGACCGGCGGCUCCGCUCCACCACCUCCUCCACCCCCACCUCACCACAAGGAUCGUCGACAGCUCGACAAGAUUUCCAAUGGCUUCCAAGCCAUCUCAAACGCUGUGGGCGCCGGCAGCUCGACUUCAAGUCUGACCACUGAGCUCGACAAUCUUGAUGGAACGGGCACCAGCGGAUCCGCUCAGAUCGGAGCCGCCAUCGGACAGGGAGAAGUCGACAUCCUCGAAGGUAUCGGCAAAGCGAUUCCCAAG